UACGAAAGAUGACAAAAACAACACCGUCGCACUGAGGAAGUGGACGGUUAACGGACGGUUAACGGAGAUUUAACGGACUUUUCGGACCGCGGAGCUCUUUGUCAUCGUGUCCUCUAACAUCAAGAUCAGAGGAGAUGUCUGAUCAGAACUUGGAGGCGAAGCUGAAGCAGAUGUUGAAGCAGGAGAAGAUCCAGCUGUGGAAUCCUCCGUUCAGUGAGGACAGCAGUGAGCUGGGUCAUCAGCACAUGAAGGAGCUGGCGGAGCGCUUCUCCCCUCUGCUGUGUCUACAGGUAGAGGAGGUGGGAGGAGCUCUGGAGGUCAUCAGACAGCAGGCGGUGAACCGAGGGAAAGGAAACAAGACGUUCAGAGAGACGAACGUAGCGACACUGGAGCUGCUGCUGCCCCGAGACACCAGGAAG
Anarrhichthys ocellatus (wolf-eel) is the source of this 419-nucleotide messenger RNA. RefSeq names its product NEDD8 ultimate buster 1-like. The record is from RefSeq and is a predicted model, not a curated record. NCBI's taxonomy places the organism in Eukaryota, Metazoa, Chordata, Actinopteri, Perciformes, Anarhichadidae. The annotation marks the transcript as partial. The transcript is spliced from 3 exons. Gene Ontology annotation, biological process: regulation of ubiquitin-dependent protein catabolic process.